Molecule: messenger RNA, 3499 nt
Organism: Linum trigynum
Lineage: Eukaryota; Viridiplantae; Streptophyta; Magnoliopsida; Malpighiales; Linaceae
Source: the annotation of a GenBank genome assembly
CUGUAAUUUAUGUUUCUGGUAAGAUAAUAAAAUAACAAUUAAUAAUGGCGGGGAGGGAGGGAGGUCCACGGAAUGUAGAAAAAGAGCUGUGAUGGAGACAGCCAUUGGAGCUCUUUAGUAGGGGAGAAGUAGGAGAAACGUAUUAGCCAGUAGAGAGAGAGAGUGAGGUAGAGAGAGAGAGAGAGUGAGAGAUAGACAGCAGGGGAGAAGGGAGAGACGUAGCUUUACUAGGUUUGCAGAGUGGUUGCAUCAAGACGGAAACUUUGGAUGUUUUAGGUUCUCGUUUUGGGGAAGUAGUGUUUUGGGUUUAAGGCAGAGAGUUUUUGGAGAUGAGGGUACUUUCUUGAUUGUUCUGUUUGUUCUACGUCAUGCAUGGGGUUUCUGGGUAUUGCAUUGAGUCAUGUUUUCUGUGUAAUGGGGUUGCUGAAGGCGUCAUAUGUUCAUCUGGGUAAAGGAAUUUUUGUUGAUUUGAGCGUUUCAGAGCUUUCAACUGUGUGUGUGUUCUUAUUCAUUUCUUGUCUCUGAUGAGUUUGGUUUGUUGACGGUUUUGGAAUCCGAUGAUUUCUUGUAUUUGCUUUCUAACUGUUUGAUGAAUUGUCUAGACCAGGAAAAACAAAUUCUUUGAUUCUUUCUGGGUUGGGGGUGGGACAUUGAUUGAUCAUUCAUUCAUUCUUCCUGUUGUUGAUCCAAAUUCUUUCAUUCUAUUUGUUAAAUACAUACACAUCUAUAGGUGUUUAGUUGAUUCUUUAUUAUAGGCUUCCUUUGGUUUUUCUCAUCGGAUUCCUGUUUUUUUUUUUUUUUUUCUUUAGGUUGAUAGAUAGAUCCAUACACUCACAUUACUUGAGUUUCCUUUCUGAAAAUACCCUCUUUGUGGAUUUCAAACAUUCAGAGCUUACAUUACAUGUGCAUUUAGUAAAGGAGACCUUGAGGUUCAUAGUUAAGAAAUUUUUUAGCAGAGGUGGGAAGAGAGGGUGAGAGAAGAAAGGGAGAGGUUGAACAAAAUAGGGAGUGUGAGGGGAGAAAAAACCAAAAAAGAAGAGCAGAAUUGGAAGGAUAUAGAGGAUGUUGGCUGGUUGUUCUAGUUCCACAUUGUUGUCACCUAGGACUAGAUUGAGAAGCGAGUCAGCAGCAGCAGCAGCACAGUUUCCAGCUUGUCAUUUCCAGUUACCAUCAAUGAGCACACAUAGAUUGGACUUGCCAUGUUCAUUCUCUCGGAAAGAGUCCACAAGAUCACAGCACAUUAGGCCCGUUGGUGUCGUCGGCCUUUCAGUUGACAACAAGCCACUCGAAUCCAAGACCAGCACUUGUUCUCUCAGGCAGAACAUCCGGCUCCCUCCAUUGGCAAUAGCAACAGCUGAUCAGUCAGAUUUCAAGGAUGAGUUUUGGGACAGGGGAGGUAACAACAUUUCGAAGAGGAAGAAGAGGUUUGCAGCAGAUGACGACGAGUCUUGCAACAUCAGGGCCAAGAGGAAGAAAGGUGAGUCUACUGAUGUUCCUGAAGGGGGUGGUGAUGGUGUGAGAUUAGGCCAGUUUGGUGGUGCAAAUUUCUGGUUUCAACCAGGUUUUCUUCACGUCCCUAGAGGCACAAACGACCCAUCACAACUUCCUUUCUCCUUGACAUGUUCAGGGGAAGAUGAAAGGGUUUGCUAUGUCCCUAGUGAAUUGAUUACACCGCCUCUGCCACCAUUGUCCAACAACAACCCAUGGGUUGACUCGGUUAUAACUGAGAUUACUGACGUAGGGGAGAACUAUGGAGAGAGCAGCCGGAUCCCAGUGAAAGAAGCUUCUUCAGGCUCAAGUCCUUCAUCAGAAAGUCAAAGCUUGGGGCACAGGUCAUUAAGUGAGAAUGUUGAGGAGCAUGAAGUGGGCAAUGGCUCAAGCAAUCCUCACCAUGCCCAACCAGGAGCAACUGCCGAUGCUGCAGCGGAGGACGAUCAGCAAGGAGAAUAUCGGGGUUUCGAGUUAGUCAGCUUGCUCACAUCUUGUGUUGAAGCAAUCGGGGCAAAGAACAUUGCAGGGGUAAACCAUUUCAUUUCCAAGUUGGGGGAGCUUGCUUCUCCAAGGGGGAAUUCGAUCAGCAGGCUGAGUGCUUACUACACUGAGGCUCUGUCCCUCAGGGUUACAAGGAUUUGGCCACACAUAUUCCAUCUCAACAUUCCACGUGACCUUGAACGGGUUGAAGAUGAUUCAGGCACUGGAUUAAGGCUUCUGAAUCAGGUGAGCCCAAUCCCAAAAUUCGUUCACUUCACUGCCAAUGAGAUAUUGUUGAAGGCAUUCGAAGGGAAAGACAGGGUUCAUAUCAUUGACUUCGACAUCAAGCAAGGUCUUCAGUGGCCUAGCUUGUUUCAGAGCUUGGCAUCUAGAGGUAACCGACCGAGCCACGUUAGACUCACCGGAGUUGGAGAAUCGAAGAUGGAGCUUAACGAGACUGGUGACAGGCUAGCUGGAUUUGCGGAGGCGCUGAACUUGCCAUUCGAGUUCCAUCCUGUUGUUGAUAGGUUGGAAGAUGUGAGGCUAUGGAUGCUUCAUGUAAAAGAAGGAGAAACUGUUGCAGUGAAUUGUCUCUUCCAGAUGCACAAGACACUGUACGACACUAGUGGAGUAGCAAUGAGGGAUUUCCUGGGAUUGCUCAAGAGCACAAACCCGGUAACGGUGGUGAUGGCAGAGCAGGAAGCAGAGCAUAACGGCCUCAGCUUGGAAUCCAGAGUAUGUAAUUCAUUGAAGUACUACUCUGCAGUAUUUGACUCCAUUGAUUCUGGCCUACCAUUGGAGAGUCCAGUGAGGAUGAAGGUGGAGGAAAUGUUUGCAAAGGAGAUCAGGAAUAUAGUUGCUUGUGAAGGGAUUGACAGACUUGAGAGACAUGAGAAGUUUGGGAAAUGGAGGAGCUUAAUGGAGCAUGGCGGAUUUCGGUGUAACGGGAUCAGUGAGAGGGAGUUUCUUCAGGGGCAGAUGUUGUUGAAGAUGUAUCCCUCUGGGAGCUAUGGAGUUCUGAAGCAGCAGCAAGGGCAGGAAGACGGCAGCGUGGCAGCACUCACUCUUACUUGGUUGGAAGAGCCGCUCUACACAGUCUCAGCAUGGACACCUGUGGACAACAUUGCAGGAAGCUCGUCCUCGUUUUCUCAACCUUAAGUUUGGAUCUUUUCUUUCAUACCAUACAGAAAAGGGACACAGAAGAAUUCUUUGUAGGUAGCCAAAAACAAGUCAGUGAUUGUUAUUACUAUUCGUUCAUUCUUUUCGUUUGCAAAUAUAUAGCUUUUGUCAGUCUGAGAUAGUGGCAUUGAGAACAUUUGUUUGUAGGAAAUACAGAUAGUUUUAUCAUACUGGUUUCAGAGUCCUAGAGUCAGGCGUCUAUAAGAAUAGGAAGGUCAAAUUCAAAUGUAUUCGUUCAUUCUUUGUUAUGUACUGAAGAAACAGAUAGAUACUUGCAGUUCUGGUCAUCAUUCAUUUACAUGAGUUCAUUCAAAUUCUGUGAAAUAUGAAAUAAAAAUUCAGCAUUCUU